Molecule: messenger RNA, 2260 nt
Organism: Diaporthe batatas
Lineage: Eukaryota; Fungi; Ascomycota; Sordariomycetes; Diaporthales; Diaporthaceae
Exons: 4
Coding region: 196-2115 (639 amino acids)
Molecular function (GO): oxidoreductase activity; FAD binding
Source: RefSeq, a predicted model, not a curated record
CUCAAGUGCUUACAAGGUGUGGAUAUGCCCCGCGCGGCAAAUCUUGGAUCGAAGUACCUAUAUAGCCGCCGUCAUGUUUGUGAUACCUUUAUCGCAUGUUCAAGUUUCUGCUGUAAUCGUUCCGCCGGUGUUGUCCACUGUUGAAUCCACUCUCCCAUUAAGCUCGCGUUUGGAUUUAUCGUAGACGACGACAACAUGUUGGUCCUCUACGCGGCUUUGCCCCUGGGCGCUCUUGCAGUGGCGAUAAGAGCAGGGCAGGGCCAGGGCAGCUCGAAGGCUGCUUUACUGCCGUUCGAAACUAAACAGCUCAGCGAUAGCACAGUCGCCGACCUGGCCGAUCAAAAUCCGGAUGACGCGAGUAUUUUCGACUUCGGAGAUGCCAACUCUGCUGGCCCAAGCGUUGUACCAGAAACUGGCUGUAAGGCAUUCCCAGGCGAAAGCUACUGGCCAUCAGAGAAACAGUGGUCGCUGCUUGCGAACCUGACAGGCGAGUCUCUCAUCAAGGCAGUGCCGUCUGCUGCGGUUUGUUAUGCCGACUGGCCACAAUAUGAUGUUGAAGAAUGCGCCUCUGUCACAGGGAAAUUUGGGACGCCGAGAUUCCAGGCAUAUGAACCAACUGGACUUGACUGGCCCCUGUUUGAGGGCCUAUCAUGCCUGCCUCCCAACAUGACAAGACCGGGAGCAACUUGCACGCUUGGGGGACUGCCUUCGUAUGUCAUGAACGCCACCGACGUGGAGAAGAUACAACUCGCGGUCAACUUCGCCAGAAAUCUCAACCUGCGUCUCGUUGUCAAGAACAAGGGCCACGACUUCAACGCCAAGUCUACUGGUGCUGGAGCACUUACAGUUUGGACCACCUACCUCCAGGACAUCGUCUUCCUCGGCGAAGAUUACAGGUAUGGCACCGGGUAUACGGGCCCAGCCUUCAAACUUGGCUCCGGGGUAGAGGCGAUCCAAGUAUAUGAAGCUGCUGACGCAUUGAACUUACAUGUUGUGGGAGGAAUUGCGCGCACCGUUGGCCUGGCUGGAGGGUAUUCUGCCGCAGCUGGCCACUCCCCGUUAAUGGGUAAGUACGGCCUGGCUGCUGAUCAGAUAUUGUCCCUGGAGGUUGUAUUGCCGAACGGGCGAUUUGUUCAUGUCGACUCUGAGAACAACCCCGAUCUCUACUUUGCCCUCCGGGGAGGCGGUGGCAGCACAUACGGCGUUGUCACCUCAAUCGUCGUCGCUGCGUAUCCCAAACAGCCUGUCACGACACUCACAUACACAUUCGGUACCAGUCAAGGGAUCGGCAUCGAAACAUUUUGGAGUGGAAUUGAUGCUUUCUGGGCAACGUUCCCGACCAACGCAGACGCCGGGAUCUACAGCUACUGGUACAUAAUGUGCCCAAGCAAGGAGACAUGCUCAUUCCUGAUGCUGCCACAAUGGGGAAACAACAUGUCGGCCGCUGAUCUUCGCCCCUUCAACGAGCCGCUAUUCAAAAACCUCGACAGCCUCGGGAUUCAGCCCGAGAACGUAAGCUACGUCGAGUACCCGGGGCUCCUCGACGCCUUUACGAACACAUUCCCCGCCGCGAGCGAGGGUGCAGGCAUCUGGAGCUUCCACACAGCCUCCCGGCUGUUCCCCCGGUCCAACUGGGACGACGCGGACGCACUGUCCCGGCAGUCGAGCGGCGUCCGCGCCGCGAUAGAGGCCACCGGGCUGAUGGUGGGUUACAACUUCAAGCCGGCGGACAACCCGCGGGUCAACCAGACCAACGCAGUGACCCACGCGUGGCGCGACACUCUAUUCUUCGCGAUGUGUUCUGCAAACUACAACCUCACCGCAACGCCGGAGGACAUCGCGGAGGCGAACAAGGACCUGGUCGAGCUGCUGCAGCCGUGGAGGGAGGCGAGUCCCGGGGCUGGGACGUACAUGAACGAGGCGGACAUCAACGAGCCCGACUGGCAACAGGCGUUUUAUGGGGAUAACUAUGGAUAUCUGUAUGAGCUGAAGCAGAAGUAUGAUCCUUGGGGGUUGUUCUACGCGCCCACGGCGGUGGGGAGUGAGGACUGGCAUGUUACUGGUCAGAUUGAGUACUAUCCGACAGCGAAUGGGAAGUUGUGUCUGUCGGCCUGAUCUGGGAAUAUUUGGUGAGGACAACGAGUGUAGCACGCAGUUUUCCUCAAACAACGUACAUAUGCAGAUGUUUGAAGGUCAACUAUUUGCAGCAUUGGAGCUCUAAAACGCUGGGUGAGCAUGCAGGUCCGCCCCUUGUUUUACA